Molecule: messenger RNA, 4212 nt
Organism: Anneissia japonica
Lineage: Eukaryota; Metazoa; Echinodermata; Crinoidea; Comatulida; Comatulidae
Product: probable G-protein coupled receptor 173
Exons: 2
Coding region: 624-1784 (386 amino acids)
Biological process (GO): G protein-coupled receptor signaling pathway
Cellular component (GO): plasma membrane
Molecular function (GO): G protein-coupled receptor activity
Source: RefSeq, a predicted model, not a curated record
CUAUAAUCAAUCAAUAACGAUAUCGUUAGACUAAUUCUUUCCAAUCAUGUUUCGUCGUAAUAAAUAAAGAGAAUAUGCUUAAAACAAUGUUUGAGAGCGAAAUUGUUUCUUUGAAAUAUUAUGUGUUGAAGUGUCGCGAUAUUCAUAACGUCAUCUAGUGUCAAAUCGCUUGUUGUUGCCGACUGAUGAUGCUGCCUAAAAUUAAUCUUCAUAGCUGCCAGCGCAUGCGCAAUAAUGUAGCCGAACGGGUCAUACAAAGAAUUUAUUGACAAGAUGUUAGACAGUAUACCACUGCACAAAGACAGAGCACUCAGCAACUGACGAGAUACAUCCGAUUAUCCGACGAUAUCUUAACACUCUGAUAGGCCUAUUAUAAGUCACAUAUAAGAAAUAUAAGACAAAAUGUAGUGUUUUCUGUUUAUCAAAGCCGGUAAUGGAAAUGCUAAAGAAGGAGUGUGUAGUGCGGAUGUUACAGACCAGGCUGAGUGGAUGCCUGGUUUAUUGUGUAAUGAGGAAGAAACAGUGGCAGGACCAACACUGCUUAUGCAACGCUCUUAUACAGUAAAGUAUAAGCACCACAUUAUCGCACAUUGCUGAAGUGAAUAUAGGCCUAAAAUAUUAAAAUGCCUGCUAGUAACAUAACAGACAAUAACACAUCAGUAUCACCUAUUACGCUAGCAUCGUUAUCCGAGUUUGCUGCAAACAUGCCUGUCCAUGAUGAUUGGUAUUUUGUUCGCAGAUAUUCUUGGAUUGUUUCCAUGGUAAUCAUAGUAGUAAUCAGCGUAUUUGGAAAUGGAACGUUGUGUUUUCUUGUUGUAGUGGACAAGCGAUUAAAACGGCAUCCGUUUUUCUUUUUGUUGAAUUUAUCGUUUGCUGAAACAAUUCGAGCUGUUCUUUGUUUACCAUACCUCAUUAUAUCGGUAUUAAACGAUGGAUGGACACAUAGCGACUCUUUAUGCGAAGUAAUCUCGUUUUUCAACGUGUAUCUCACAUUUGGUUCACUUUACAGUUUACUACUCAUCAGUAUUGAACGUUAUAUGGUUUUACGCUUCCACAAAUUUCAUCGACGGAAAAUUCGGGGCCUAACUGGUCUACUUUGCGUACUUUUUAUGUGGGCUCUUAGUGUCUCUAUGGCCUUUCCGCCUGUGUUUAACAACGAUCUAUAUGGGUAUGUCCCGGCUGAAUACCAGUGCAAUUUAAUAUACAGCACAACAACCAGGAAAGAUUCUAUCGGAUAUGUUAUAGUGUUUACUUCCUUAGCUUUAUUUUUAAUCCUAGCUUACUUGAAAAUAUUCUGUUAUAUGCAUGCACACAGACGGAUGACCCCAGUGCAAUAUGUUCCAGCAAUAUCAAAUAAUUGGACAUUUUAUGGUCCAGGGGCUGCCACUAAUACACAAAUACUAGCGACGUCUGCCAGCCUAGGUAUAAGGCAGGGACAAGGAACUCCGAUGGCCGCAGCCACGGGAAGACGGCAUCCGGGAAACAGUCAGAUUAGGAAUUUCCACAAGGAAGAAGCCUCAACCAAGUUAAUGUGUCUGAUUUCCGUUGCAUAUGUUAUUCUAUGGAUUCCAUACAUCGUUUGCUGUUUUUGUAGGACUAGUACAAGAAAUGCUGACGUACCUGAUUUGUUUAUAGGAGUCGCGACUUGGCUCGUCUGCUUGCAAACCACAAUAACUCCAGUGUUAACAUUCGCAUUUAGUAAAGAAAUACGAUCAGUUUUAAGUGAUUUUGUUACCGGCAAAAGAGUUGAAAAUCAAGAAGAAAUAAAUAGCGAGAGUAUAUGAUGAAGAGAGUGUUAGGAGAAAGAACACAUCAUGUGCUUAUUAUUUUAAACUGUAUCCAUCCACUGCAAUUCUAAAUUAUUUAUAUUCUUAUAAGCGCGCUUUUAAAACAAUUUAAUUGAAGAGAAGAUAAAGCAUAAGUUUGAUUUGGAAAAAAGAAAAAAGGUAUUUCUCGUCAAUUGACAGACGCAUAACAUACCGGUUCCUAUUAUUUUCUGUAUAUAGGCAUAGGCCUAUACAUGAACUGGCAGUUGAUUUAAGGAAUUUCAAUGCAUGGUUAUUUAGCGAAAACUUAAUUUAUUCCAGCUAUGUAUCAUUGAAAGUUAACGGUAGAAAUUAUUUGACCGGCAAUUCAAUGUUUAAAUUUAAAUAAUGAGGGUUUUCAGAUUUUACUACGGAUAGUAUAUCUAUAAAUGUAAUUACGAAGAUCGUUAAUUUAAAUAUAUUAAUUUUUUUUUUAUAGCAAAAACCCUGUUUAAUUUUCUUUUAAAACAUUGAAUUUGCCGUUGCUUGGUAAAGGCACACGCAUGACCUUGGAGAUUUUUUAUUAUAAUUUUUAUUUUUUAUUAUAAUUUUUAUUAGACAGAGUAAUAAGAAUAUACACAUGUUGAUUUUUCAAAUAUCGAUUUUGUUGAAGACUGAUUCAUAUUUAGUUCAUCAAUAACAAAAUAAAAAUUUAAGAUGUCACUCAGUAAAAUUUGGUUUAGGGGCAGUUUGUUUCAUUACCCAUUCUAAUGAACCUGAUAAAAACGACUAAGAAUAAGCUUUAAUUUACCAUACAUUUAUCAGAUAUGUGUACGAUCCGGAAAUAUCGUCAAGAUUUGCUUUUCAAAUGCUGCUAAUCAAAUAUUCAUAAAUGAACCGUAACGUUAUGAAGAUGAGAUUUUAAGAGAACGCAUUUUCUACACUGAUAUUGUCUGAAUGAGCCAUGGCGUUACAUACAGAUACAAUAGACCAAGUCGAUUUACUUCCGAAUGAUGUCAUACGUUUGUUCAGUCAUGGUUUGGACAAUAGAGGAAUACUCAGUACAGUAGUUUUCAUUACAACCCGUUUUCUUGUUUCUUUGAAUAGUACAGUAGUAAGUUUGGAGAGCAGUUUAUCUUGUGGCAGAGAGGUUGUUUAGAAAAAAAUUCGACCGUUUAGUAAUUGAAUUGAAUUAAAAAAAAUACACUGUAUAUUAUAGGCUCAACAAAAGUCUAUAUAAAAAACAAACAGAAAGAUUGUGUUUGUUUAAACAAAAUUAUAGUUCGAUCGGAAAGAAACGGUCUACUACCGAGACAUUGUCUGUAGCCUGCACGGUUGGUGUUUUGUUGUUUCGGAAUCUAUCAUAGGCCUACUAACGACAUUUUCAAAAUUUGCAGUCAACAUGAUCUCUAACCUCUUGUUACGUCAUGAGAUCCAACAUAUCGAUAUUUUAACGAUCAUGUUAGUGCUUCAUUAAAAAUAUCCACACAGUAGCCCGAAACUAUAGAAAUAAUAAUACAGUAAUAAUAUAUAAAUGAUGUAGCUAGGCCAACUAUCAGAAUUAUGUUGAGAUUAUUUGGAAGUCAUUAUUUAAAGUAUAAGAGAAGGAGAGUCUGAUGUAAUAUACAUAAUUUAUAUUUUUAUUCACACUGGUGCAGAUGUGUAACAGAUGUAAAUGUAUAAUUAAAAGCUUACGGUCUUUCGUUUAAAUGUACAAAAAUAAUUUAUUUGUGAAUAGAAAAGUAAUAAUUUAUGAGGUUAUUGUGCAUAAAUGAAUGAGAUACGUUUAUAUAUAUAUAUAUAUAUAUAUAUAUAUAUACCGUAUGAAAUACGAAGAUAUAGUCCUAAUUUGCCACAAUUUAUUGAAGAUAAGAAUAUAUAUAUAUAUUAUAUAUAUAGGCAUUACACAAGCUUAUAUAUUUAUAUGUAUUCUAUAUUAUAUAAAUGUAUGGAUAUAUAAUUAUAUAGGCCUAUACAUAAUGUAAAAAAACAUGAACAUGGGGACGUGUAAGGUUUCUUAUUCGAACUGUAUACUGUACUGUAAUUAUGAAACCAAUAUUUCGGGAAUGCUGCUCCUUCUUGAUGGUUCUCAUAGACCCGUCUAUGAUCAUGAUUACCUGUCUGUAGACUUAUAGGUAGUCAUGCACAGUUAUGCAUUAUGCUUUUGUUGAGAAUAAAUCGAUCUGUAUUUUAAUAAUAAAGCAAUUAUUUCAAAAUGCAGGCAGCCUUUCCUCACCUCUCUGAACCUAGUUUUGUUCUUCCACUCUUUGCCAUUCUCUAGUUUAUGGUUUACAGUAGGCUGCGUCAUAAUGCACGCUCGUGCUUUUAAGAUUAUGCUAAUGCAUAUUAUGUAGGCUGUAUAUGAUUCAUGUUAACUUCUAUAAUGUGUGUUUGGUACAUGUAUAGCAAUGCAAAACAGAAAGAGUUUUAUCAAAGAAAAGAGAAAUAAAAACAUUGUUUUAAUGAA